Molecule: messenger RNA, 1847 nt
Organism: Alternaria rosae
Lineage: Eukaryota; Fungi; Ascomycota; Dothideomycetes; Pleosporales; Pleosporaceae
Product: COBW domain-containing protein 1
Exons: 2
Coding region: 210-1418 (402 amino acids)
Cellular component (GO): cytoplasm
Source: RefSeq, a predicted model, not a curated record
CGUCAUUGCCGUCUCUCUUGGCUUCCCAAAAUCCCGAAGUAGCUGCGAUUAGGUAAGUCAUUGUAGGUGAAUUGAAUGCUUUGUGGGGUUGCACCGUCCUACGUAUCUACCUUCUAACGACGUUCUCUAUCUCACUCUAGUCUUGUAUCUUGACGCUCUGGCACCCCUCCUCGACAUUCGAAUCACUAUUUAGUAACAGCUUGCCAGCCAUGGACGGAAACGUAUCAGACGAUGAAGUCCCCGCUCUAGUCCAGCCAGAGACCAACACCAAAGUCCUCGACGACCAAGAUGAGGAAAUACCCAAUCUUGUGGCGACCUCGGAGGAGGCGCCCCAGGGUAAAGUGCCCAUCACCAUAGUUACAGGUUAUCUUGGUGCGGGGAAGACGACCUUGCUCAACUAUAUUUUGACUGAGCAACAUGGAAAGAAGAUUGCCGUCAUUCUGAAUGAGUUCGGUGACUCAAUUGACAUUGAAAAGCAGCUCACUGUCUCCGACGCAAACUCUACAUCCGCCCAACCCGCCCCCUUUGUCCCACUCGCAAACGGCUGCAUAUGCUGUUCAGUGAAAGACAUCGGCGUAGCAGCCAUCGAGAAUCUAAUGGAGCAAUCCGGCCUAUUCGACUACAUCCUGCUUGAAACAACCGGUCUAGCCGACCCAGGAAACAUCGCACCCAUGUUCUGGCUCGACGACGGCCUAGGCAGCAGCAUCUUCCUCGACGGCAUCGUCACACUCGUCGACGCCAAAAACGUGCUAAAGAGCCUAGACGAAGGCCUCGGCGACGAAGAAAACAUCGAAGAGAGAAAGAAAGCAUCCCACGACGAACACGGCCCUCUACUCACAACAGCACACUUGCAAAUCAGCCAUGCAGACGUCAUCAUCAUCAACAAGACCGACCUAGUUUCCGCGCAAGAACUCAAACAGGUCACCGAGCGAAUCCGUUCUAUCAACGGCCUCGCCCGCAUCAAGACGACGACAAAAAGCCAAGUCCCGCAGCUUGAAGGUCUGGUCCUGGAUCUCCAUGCCUAUGACGAAGUCACAGACACAGAUCUGCAGUUCGCGAGUAAAGGGCAUAGUCAUCUCGACCCUACAAUAACCACUUCAACCAUCUCCUUCCCCGCGUUGACACGCGAUCAAGUCGACAAGUUCGAUCUAUUCCUUCGCACUAUUCUGUGGGAGGAGACGCUACCCGCUGAGACUUCACAUAAGUCCUUUGAGAUCCAUCGUUUGAAGGGACGGGUCCCAGUCAAGGACGGCAAGAUACUCCUCACACAGGGUGUAAGGGCCAUCUACGAUACGAAUGAGUUUGAUGCCAAGCCUGAAGAUGGGGUUCAGGAGUCGAAGUUGGUUUUGAUUGGGAGGGCUGUGGAUCAGGAGGCGUUUAGGCAGAGUUUGAUGGCUACGUUGGGUGGUGGGCAGUGAUUGAGCUUUCAUUUCCAGGAAGAAUGAAGGUGGCGUAGUUCGACGGCGUUGAGGAUGUGCUACGGUUGUUGUAGAUGAAAAGUGAGAAGAGCGACUCAAAUCACGAUCUCUAGCGAAAGCGGUUUCCUCUCAGUACGCCGUUGCAGCAGAAACAAUAGAGUGCGCCUUUGACACAGACUGCGGUCUGGCCCUGGUUCGGGCUGGCCAUUUAGAUGGUACUUUGGUAUACGGUAUGAUUGCGAUCGCUUUGAUGUUGCGGUCGCAGCAAAGUAUGCGCCACGCUUUAAGGAGAGGUUGAGAUAUCCUAUCUGGCAGAUAAGGCAUGGCGAUAAUGAGCCUGAUACCUAAGUAGCCUUCUCGUCAGCGCGAAACAUCGCAAUGCAGUAGCAGCCUAGUGGAGAACCACUACCCCGCGUCGCAACAUCUCUG